Acanthopagrus latus (yellowfin seabream) is the source of this 2657-nucleotide messenger RNA. It is a transcript of the gene tnfaip2a, whose product is annotated as tumor necrosis factor, alpha-induced protein 2a. Gene Ontology annotation, cellular component: exocyst. Gene Ontology annotation, molecular function: SNARE binding. Lineage: Eukaryota; Metazoa; Chordata; Actinopteri; Spariformes; Sparidae. Gene Ontology annotation, biological process: exocyst localization; exocytosis. The transcript is spliced from 13 exons. Bases 231 to 2237 code for a protein of 668 amino acids. The record is from RefSeq and is a predicted model, not a curated record.
ACUGACAGACACCAGACCACCAUUACAACACAUUCAGAAUUUAUUUCAUACAAAACGCUAGAAAAACAAAUUAAAUAAGAAGGAACCGAAUAAAAAUGACGUAAAAUAAUAUGAUCAAAUGAAAAAGAUAAAUGAAAAUUGAUGAGAACUCAGACAGACAGACUCCUCGUCAUCGCGUGUGACCCCGCCCCUCCUCCGGGCCGCCCCGUCACAGACACAGAGGAGCAGGGAUGAGAGGUUCUCCACAGAACACUGGUUCACUGUCAAACCAACAUGUAGAUAAAGUUGUUGUUGAAUGUUCAGCAGCAGGAGGCGAGGAGAACCGGGAAGGAGAGAGGAGGAGACUGCCCAAACUGAAGAACCCUGCAAAGAUCUGGAAGAACCGCAAACAGCAGAACCACAAACACAAUGCAGACGAUGAGUUGGACCGUGAGGAGGAGCAGCAGAGGGAGGAGCAGCUGGAGGAGGUGAGCAGGAAGCUGAUCCUCAGGGAGGAGCAGCUCUUCAGUCAGGACUCCCCAUGUGAGCUGGAGGUGGACCAGCUGCAGAAAGACUUCGAGGCUCUCAGACUGCAGAUAUCGAUGGCUGUCCACAACACCUUCACCUCCUCCUCCUCCUUCUCCUCUUCUAGCUCUUCCUCCUCCUCCCCCUCUUCAGGGCAGCUGGAGGUCCUGAGGAGUGCUGUUGCUUCAAUCCAGCAGCAGGAGGUGCAGGACCGGCGCUGGACAGGUAGUCUGGAGGAGCAAGUGCCGGAGUGGCGCCCUCAGAAGUUUCAGAGCGCUCACCACGGUCUGCUACAGAAGAUGGUGGAGUCCAGACUGAUGAAGGCCAGUGAGGAAGACUGUGGUGGAGCUGAGGGGCUGUCCUCACCUGUGAAGAGGCAGGUGUGUUGUAUGGGGAGGCGUGUGAAGGAGGACCUGCUGACGGUGGUGAGGACGGUGAAGGAUUGUUACCCUCCUCAGGUGGACAUCAUGAACCUGUACGCUGGACUGUACCAUCAGAACUUCUCUUCCCGUCUGACUGAACUUGCUGCUGCUGGACUGGAAGCAGACGACUGUGGAUACCUGCUAUUCUGGACCAAUCACUGCUAUCCACAUGACAUAUUAAACCACGAGGAACUGCAGGGGAACAUCAAGACAGCCUGUCUGGGUUCUCUGCUGCUGCAGGACCAGCUGGACCGGCUGGAGGACCAGUACCUGAGCCACAAAGAGGACAAAGUGAAGCUGUGGCUGAACGCAGCUCUAAGGAGAGACGAGCAGAGCUGGACCAGCAGCGCACCUGAACUCAUCGACCAGUACUGCUUCAGCCCACUGGCUGUAGACGUCAUACAGGUGAUGGACAGCUCCCUGAAUGAGCUCAGCUGUGUGAUCAGAGACCAGAGCAAAGCUCAGAGGAUCACAGCUCACCUGGAGAUCUUCCUCAGCAGCUACAAGAAGAGUGUGGAGGAGUUUGUGAAGGGGAACCACCGUAACGUCUGCUCAGUGAUCAAAGCUCAGCUGGUCUGUGAGCUGCAGUUCAGGGAUUACAUCACAACUAUGACAGGAAGUCUGUCAGAGGAGCAGAGAUGUCGCUGUGUGAACACGCUGUCUGCCCUGAAGGAUUGUGGGUACAGAUGCCUCACUGCUCCCAUUCACACCCAGCUGAAGGUGUGUUUCACUCACCUGUGGACAUCUGUCUGGCUGGACGGGUCACUUCCUGUUGUUGACUCUCUGCUGGACUCUCUGAACCAACAGCUGAUGGACCUGACAGACCUGAAACCAGACUGCAGACAGGCCCUGCUGUCUGUCCUCCAUCAGGAUGUGGUUCUUAAGUAUGUGAAGAGGAUGAUGAAGAGCAGGAUGAAGAGCAGGGAGCAACAGGUGGGCGGAGCUCAGCGGAUGAUCGAAGACACCCGAAAGUUCAACGAGUUCUUUAACGAGAGGGGCUGCAGUGAGUCUCUGUGGCUCGGGGAGCUGCUCUGUAGUCUGGCUGAGAUCGUCCGUCUGCAGGAUCCAGGAAGCAUUCAGCUGGAGAUGGUCAGUGUGGCCAGAAGGUUCCCCGACCUCAGUGAUGCUCACGUGUCGGCGCUGCUCUCUCUGAAAACCGGCCUAACGGCUGCUGAUGUUCGCUCCAUCAGGCGAAGCGUGGAGGAGAACCGCCUUGCUGAUGUCUCCACCAAUCACAACCCUCUGUUUUUCUCCAAGGUCAAAGUGAAAUGGAUCAAUAAUAAGAUCAAUCAGAUGGGGCUGAAGACCUGAACUGUUGCUAGCCAGUUAGCAUGUUAUUCGUCAGUAUUAUAUAUCUAUUAGUCACAGAGAUCUGAUGCCAUAGUCCUGAAAAUAGACAUUUUAUUUUAAAGGUGUUGCCGACAGUUACAGGCUUAAAAUGUGAUCAGAAGAGAGCAAUGCAUCAUGGUCUUUAAAAUCAGUAUGUGUCCUGUCAGAACCAUGUAUGUGUCCUGAAGAAAAAGUACUUGAGUAAAUGUACUCAGUUACAUUCACUCUCUGUGUAUAAUGUUUAAUAUAGUUGUUAAUGUUCAGCUGUUUGUGUGUGAACUUGCUCACAUUGUAUUUAGUUUGUUUUUCUUUCCAGAAUGAAGCAGAAUCAGCUAUUCAUUAGUAUACUUAUUAAUCACUUAACUGUCUGGAUAAUAAAGCUGAAUGUGUGUAUUGAUCUGA